GGGCCGCUGUGGGCAGCUGUCAGAUUCAGCACACAGAGCUUCUCCGCCCAAACAGCGAAAACACGGGCUGUUCAAACAGAGAGCAGCUGAAUGUCGCUCAUCACCGAGCAGAGAUGGUCCUGUAACUGACACAGUGCGCUGAUACUCCCCAGCCAUCACCUGACCACUCUGACCCCUCCCCGCCAUCCCAUCAUCACCAUGGAGACCGCCAACAGCUACGUGCUGAUCCACGGGAAGAACAUAUCCCACAACACCCUGGCGGGCUCUGCUGUGGGGCCCCACAUGUCCAUCGACAAGCUUUUCCCGGCUCUCCUCGAGUGCUUUGGCAUCAUAUUGUGUGGCUACAUAGCCGGCAGGGCAGAUAUCAUCACAGAGAGCCAGGCGAAGGGUUUGGGGAACUUUGUCUCUAAGUUUGCUCUUCCGGCGCUGCUCUUUAAAAACAUGGUGCUGUUGGACUUUGGAGACGUCAUCUGGGCGUUUCUCUGGAGCGUCCUGGUCGCUAAGGUGACCGUGUUUGUGCUGGUGUGUGUGCUGACCCUGAUGGUGGCCAGUCCGGAGAGCAGAUACAGCAAGGCUGGCCUGUACGCCAUCUUCGCUACGCAGAGCAAUGACUUCGCCUUGGGAUACCCCAUAGUUGAUGCUUUGUACCGGAGCACGUAUCCAGAGUACCUCCAGUACAUCUAUCUAGUCGCUCCGGUCUCCCUCAUGCUCCUCAAUCCCAUCGGCUUCGCUCUUUGUGAGGUGCAGAGGUGGAGGCAGGCCAGCCAUUCACACAGCACUCUUGGCAUCCUGGGAGUCGUAGUCCUACAGGUGUUGAAGAACCCAAUCGUAUUCAUGGUCAUCGUAGGAAUCGUCUCCCACUUUGCGCUCGGCCAGCGGAUCCCUGCUGUGUUAUCAGAGUUCAUAGACGGCUUGGCGAACUCCUUUGGAGGGGCGGCCUUGUUUUACCUCGGCCUUACUAUGGUCGGCCAGCUCCGAAAACUAACCAGAGACACUGGAGUCGCCCUGAUUCUCCUCAUCACAGCCAAACUCCUGGUGAUGCCGCUGGUCUGCAAAGACAUGGUGGAUAUUCUGGAUGUAGGCGUGAACAGCACGAGUGCCAACCACACCAGUCUGUCUAACUUUGCCUUCCUGUACGGCGUCUUCCCGACUGCUCCCAGUGUGGCCAUCUACGCCGCACACUACAACGUCGAGCUGGAGGUGGUGACAUCAGGGAUGGUGAUCAGUACGUUUCUGUCUGCACCCAUCAUGUACGUGUCGGCCUGGUUGUUAACAAUCCCUCUGAUGGACCCGACCCCGCUGGUGACAGAGCUCGAAAACGUGAGCUUCAACAUCAGCAUUGUCAGCCUCGUGGCGCUGGUGUGGACCAUCGUGGUGAUGUUGCUCAGCAGGAAGUUUAACAGACUUCCUCACCUGUUUGCCUUAAACCUUUUCCUGGCUCAGUUCCUGGUGUGUGUCAGUAUGAUCCUGUGGAACUUCCUGGUGAAAGAAGAGGAUAAUCUGGUGGGAAAGAUCCUCACCUUCACUCUGCUCUACGGGUCUCUGUACAGCACCUACAUCUGGACGGGUUUAAUCCCACUGUGUCUGGCGCUCACUAACAGAGACGAUCUGCUGAGACUCCGACCGGGAGUAUUCAUGAUUUUGGGCUGGGGGGUUCCCUUCCUGAUGGUCGGAGGUCUCCUGAUAUCAGGAGAGCGGACUGACACCAUCGACUCUGCGUUCUUCUACGGCAGAGCUCAGAUAAUCAGCACGGCGGUGGUGCUCGCCGUCAGCCUGGUGCUCGGUGCCAUAUCUCUGAUGGGUCUCAGCCAGGGGGACAGGGAGCAGAGCGGCUACCAGGCCCUGAGCAGAGCCGCUGUAACAGGCGUCAGUGAUGAGCUGAGGACCCCUGGUGGCCUGGAGGAUCCACAACAACCACAGCAACAACAGUCACAGACGGCAAAUUCACCUGACGGCAGCAUCAACUCAGACCUCCACAGUUUGUCUCCUCUGCAGCCCAUGCCUGACAUGAUAGCCAGCACGCAGAGGGAGCACACAAACAGCACAGGCCACAGUGGGGCGCUGUGUGACGGCCAGCAGCAGCAGCAGCAGCAGGGUUCUUCCUCCUCUGAGCAGCCGCUGAACCUGCCUCCACCCGGCCUUCAGACCACUGAUGAUAAACAGACAGUCAGACACGUCCUGCUCUGUCUGCUGCUCUUUGUCAGCCUGUUAGCGAACCUGUCCAGCUGCCUGUGGUGGCUCUUCAACAAAGAUCCAGGAAGACUUUACCUUGAACUACAGUUCUUCUGCGCUGUGGCAAACUACGGACAGGGCUUCCUGUCCUUUGGGAUCUUUGGUCUGGACAGACACCUCAUCAUCAUGCCCUUCAAGAAGAGGUUGCUGGGGCUGUGGCAGGGACGGGACAGUGAGGAUCUGAGUCCCUCAGGUGUACCGGAGGAGGUCCGACUCACCUGCACCCAGUUUGUCCGUUACCACAAAGACCAGUGUGUACAGGACAUCGUGCACACACGCAGAUUGCUGCUUGUGGCCGUUACCUCCAGCUUUGAUUUGGUUCUGGUUGGAAUCUUAACAGUUUGGCUGCGUCCCGUCAGAUGACCUCUGGCUCUGUUCAUUUUCACAUCAUCACUGCUUUAUUUUUAUUAUUAUUAUUUUGUUUUUAUUAUUUAUUUUUGGAUGAUUUUUCUCUGCAUCCUCUUUGCAUGUUUUAAUCUGUCUGUUGUCACUCAAGUUCUUCAUCCACAGAGUCGCUCCUUUUCAUCAAACUUAUUCAGGUUGAGCCGUUCAGAGUCCUGCACGGGAGCAUUUUUGAAAACCCGUAUCUGCCUAUUCCCAUACCAUACCAUACCAUACCAUACCAUACCAUACCAUACCAUACCAUACCAGUUAAGCUCAGUGCCAGAGCUGACCCGUUACCUGUGGUUAUGUCUAAGUCAAUGCCACACCCCUGAUCAACCCCCCCAGGCUCCAGUCCCUCACAUGAAGCUGGUUCUCCGUUCUUGAAUUGGACGUCUCUUUGACUGGAUGGUGAAAACAUUCAAUCACUGCCAGGUUAGGAAACAUGUUAGCAUGCUCCUUCCACCACCAUCAAACCUCCAAAGGAUCCGAACUCCAUGUAGGCUGCCACCUCAUCCUCGGGCUGCAAAGUGUCAUGGCUGGAGUCCUCCAUGUCGGUGACCAAUGUGACCACGGGGUCAAAGGUUACACUGGUGUCACUGACUUUCAAAAUAAAAGCAACUGCAGCUUGAUAACAGUGAUUUAGAUGUUAGAAUAUUACACAUGUACUGCACAAAAUUUAUGUUCUCACCUGCUGCCUGCCCACGUGUAGUUCACUUCUAGCUGUGCCCAUACCUGUACAUUUAGAUAUAUAAUCGGGCUGUGAAGCAGUUAAAAAAAUGUAUCUAAUUAUUUACAUGCUCUGUGAUUAUUUAAUCUAGAUUAAUCACAUACAUCAUUUUUUGCUGUGAAAGUAUUUAAAAAUCAACAGCCCUAUUACAAACACAUUUUUACAUGUUGCACAGCUUGUUGCAGGGCACCCUGUGGGUACCUGACCCGGUGCAGGACUCUGGAACCAUUAAACAUUUAUACUGUAUGUGGAGCCUUUUACCAUAGUUUGCAGUACAUGCUUAUGGAUAAUUAUUUCCAAGAAGCUUUAGAUGUGAGUGCUUCUUUUAGCCUCACAAAAAUACUAAUAGUCUAAAUCUUAAAGACAAAAUCAGCUCAACUAUCUGGAUUUUUUUUUUCCCUUUUAACUAAAAGCAAUGUAAAAUCUUGAAAUUAAUUAAAGGUUGAAUUUGAAAUGUCGUCUUUACUAAACUCUACUAACUGAGAGCCUUUGUUUCUGGAUGUUUAUGAGUCUUGAGUUCUUUUCUUUUACGUUAACACAUAAAACUUUCCCACUUUUUCUUUCUUUAUUAAUCCUUGUCCUUUCCUUUCUUCCUCCCUGCCUCCCUUUGCCUGCCCUCUUCCCCUGUCCUUGCUUCUCUACUGCUCAGUGGCUCAGGGGAGAGUGUGAGCGCCUCCACAGGUGAAUCCUUCCUCUGAUAAUGACAGGUUCAGAGGAGGACUGGAGGAGGAGGAGGAGGAGGAGGAGGAGGAGGGGGCUGUGAGACGCUCCCCCUCCCAUCAGCCCCGGUACCCUCACUCGCAUCAGGAUCUUCAGGAGCAACUGAAGCACGAGCCGCAUGAUCUGCACCAG
This is a messenger RNA of Epinephelus moara (kelp grouper), 4195 nucleotides long. Its product is annotated as integral membrane protein GPR155-like. Gene Ontology annotation, cellular component: membrane. Lineage: Eukaryota; Metazoa; Chordata; Actinopteri; Perciformes; Serranidae. The record is from RefSeq and is a predicted model, not a curated record. Gene Ontology annotation, biological process: G protein-coupled receptor signaling pathway; intracellular signal transduction; transmembrane transport. Gene Ontology annotation, molecular function: G protein-coupled receptor activity. The coding region runs from base 199 to 2595 and encodes 798 amino acids. The transcript has 20 exons.